AUGGUUUCAAAGUUGCUUUAUUAUAUUCAGCAUUUUAAGAAACACUCCCUAGACAUCCAAAAAGACUUUGACGAGAAAGAAGCUAUGAAGGUCUAUGCACUUCCAGACCAGAGGGCGAAGGAUGAAGCUGUCGAACUCCCAUUUGUGCAGAUGCUCCUAACCAACCAAGAUAAAGUUGACCCUAAGUUUGUCGUUUUCAUAGACAAUGGGACAUCCUACCAAAAUAUUGGGUCCAAUAACGUGGGGAAGGCUUCAGCUCUUUUUCAGGGUCUUCAGCUCUGUUCGGAGUUGAAUUUGGUAAUUGACAUAGUUGAGCUGGAUUCGCGAUUGAUUGUCGAGGUGGUUAAAAACUCCUUUCAAUGCCCCUGGUCGAUCUCCUACUUGAUUAGAAAAUGUAAGGCACUUUUACAGGGAAUCAAUAUAGUUCAUGUGCUUCGAGAAGGAAAUUCUUUAGCAAAUCACCUGGCUGAUCAUGCCUACGGUCAUUGUUCUAUUUAG
Molecule: messenger RNA, 498 nt
Organism: Dovyalis caffra
Lineage: Eukaryota; Viridiplantae; Streptophyta; Magnoliopsida; Malpighiales; Salicaceae
Source: the annotation of a GenBank genome assembly